This is a messenger RNA of Pyrenophora tritici-repentis Pt-1C-BFP, 2244 nucleotides long. RefSeq lists its product as uncharacterized. Lineage: Eukaryota; Fungi; Ascomycota; Dothideomycetes; Pleosporales; Pleosporaceae. The record is from RefSeq and is a predicted model, not a curated record.
AUGACCUGGCCAGUUACUGUCGGUGAUGGAGCCACCGUGAUGGAGGACAGUCCUGGAACAGAGCCGCUCCUGGCUGAGCCGACCCCAUCACCCAUCAAAUACACGUUUAUUGACCCAAAAGACCCCGAGGGCUUCCUGAAGCGAUGCUCGGGUGUGUUGAAAAAGACGAGUUUACGCUGCAGCGCUGUCAUUGGCAAAAAGACGCACCUGAAUACUCACCCCACCUACCUUCCUACAUGCAGCGCCCAUCGCGACCAACGCAGCCUCGCGGGGUGGUGCCAGUUCAAACCCCCCAACGGAGAGAGAUGCGGACGGCUUUUUCGCUGGACGCCGCCGUCGUACUUUGAGCUUUGUCACGAACACCAAGGUUACCCCGGUACGCCCUGUUACUUGCUCAAGCAGCUGCCACUUGAGUUGCGUCACGAGAUUUACCGCUACCUACUGCCUACCGAACCCAUCGGGUCCUCCACCAUUACGCACCAUCAGGAAGGCUCCGAUGAAGCUGGUCCGACCGGUCAAAGGCUCGUCGCAGUUCAUAGGCUCCCUAAUCUUCACCUCCCGCAAUCUCGCUAUCACUGCAAAGCGCCAACAUCCAAAUGUGUCUUUCCUACGCGACUAGUGAGCCUACUUCUAGUAUCCCGUAAAGUUCACGACGAAAUAAAGGACUUGCUAUUUAGCAUUGCCACGUUCAAGGUUGAUGUUCGUCGAGACGGUACGUUCAUGUGUGGGCGCCGACUGCUGGAGCCAAAGCGCGCGGACGGGUCAUCGCACGUCUGGGCUGCCGAGGCCGAUGACGCUAGGAACAGGUUCCUGAAGACAUUCAAUUGGGGCUUGGUAAAGAACUAUACUGUCGAUAUAUUGUUGGAGAACUGGGUCAAUGCAUUUCUUGGAAUGGGCCCUGCCUGGGACGAAGAAGUCGAAAUCUACGAUAUACGAGAUUAUAUCUCCGUUGUCGUAUCAGGCAUCCUGGCCAAAGCGCAGAAGCUGUGCAAGCUUCAAGUUCGACUCUGUCUGUCGGAAUUCCAGUGGUCAGAAGAGCAGAUUUUCUCAAACUCACGGUUACUUUUCGAGCCCUUUGAGCGACUACGCAAUGUGCGUCAGGUAAGUCUGGGUGGUGUGUUUCAAGGACGGCCAGAGGACAACUCCAUGUUGUUAGUCUCGCCCCACUCACCAUACACUCGGGGGCUACCAGACCGUCUCGAGACCUGCUCGGUACCAUCACUGCCUACCAAUGACCCAAUUUUGGUUGCAGGCAUGCCUGCAUUCGAUGCCUAUGUCUCUGAAUGGAAACGCAAGAUUUCUUCCAAAAGCUCCACGGCUGUGACCGAGGAACCACCCAUCCGGAGAAUGUUUGCCGAGUUCCGCAACUUCUACACCCAGCUGUCAUCCUAUGUACCAGACGUCAUGUACCGAAGUGGGAAGCAUACUUUUCUGCAUCGAGCCAGGGUGGCUCGCGAAAAAGAAGACGUGAUAGUCUUUCGAGAUAUCCAAAACGAGCUCGUUCACUACUGGACUGCAUACCUACUGAAUGAAGAGGACCGCAAGAGGAAAAUGAACACAAUCUUGGAGAAUCUUCUCAAAAGCGAUAAAUACCCCUCGCACGUCUGGGAAGAGACCAGUUCAAGACAGAUGCAGUUGCCAUCAAUCAAUAGCAGCAGUGUGCAAUCUCCCAUCCAUCUAGAUUCCAACAGGAUGGCCAGCGCUAGCAUACCGACCAGGGGAAGCUCUGUAAAUUCACAAAGGGAAAUGGAAAUGCAGGGAUAUCGCGAAGCGGAGCUACGAGUCAUACGUGCGUGGACGCAGAACGUAGACCAAAGUGUGGGACGACAGCGUACGCUUUUACCUCGCCCUGGCCCGAUAGACAGCCCAACUUUCCUAGCCGAAUGCUCUGCCAAACUAGCCAACGUCAAUGAAGCCAACAUGCGCCAACAAGCUCGAUGGCAGCAAACCGGUACUACACGAGAUGGGUGGGAGCAAUUCGAUGCUCUCAUGUGCGGUGAGGAUAGUAGCCCAAGUACCAUCGCCGCCGACGAUACGUACAAUGUCGCUUUUGAGAAUCACUAUAUAGCGCCCGAGGGUGAUCCGGGCCCGUCUACCAAACGGCGACGCAUUGAUUACGCGCCUCAGUCGGAAAUGCAGCGUUCGCCAUCUACAUCUGGACCCAUAUAUCCAUAUUUGCCUUACUCGGGAAAGGGAAAGGGGAAAGCCCCCGUACAAGCCAGGGAUGAGGUUGGUUCAUACUAG